UACAACAUCCAAACAAUCACCAUGCAGAAAGGUUUACAAACAGUUCUAAAUUGCAAAUAACGGGAUUCAACGUAGACUGUGGGGAAAGUGAAAUGUUAAAAGAAACCACAACGUGUUUUAAAUUUUUAUCCUCAGCUUUUUACACCUCUAUAGUUCUUAAUUAAGCUUAAUACGUUAUAAGGAGUUCCGUCUUGUGUACGCUGCCCAGAGCUACAGUAUUACGCGCAAUACUAAAUCAAAUUGUAUUGGUCACAUACACGUCCUAUGGGUGACUACAAUUUAUUCCGUGUCUAAAACUGUGAAAUGUCAUAAAGAUACAUGAAGAUAAUACAUAGUGACGUGUAGCGCACAAUAAUCUACACAUUCUUGCAGACGAACCGAGCGCUGUCCUUCCCGAAGCGACAUCGCACUUCACGUAGUGGACUAGUCCGAGCUGGUGAUCAGGACGAGAUGCUGUUUCCUAAACCACUCCAGAUGAUUAUACCAAAACCGGCGGCUGUAUUUAAAUAAGAACUAAGGGUGUGAAUGUUGAGAAAGGACAAGAUGGGGAAAGGAGUGGCUCUGUUCCUUCUGCUGUUGGCACUUCUUCACGAGGCUAUAGGCCAGAGAAGAAGAAAAGGAAAGUACAGUGUCCUCAGAGAUGGAGAAAAUGACAUGACAACAUGCUCCAUGGAGGUGGCCUUCAUUCUGGACAGUUCGGAGGGCGCCAAGACCUUCCUGUUUGAGAAGCAGAAGUCCUUUGUUCUGCAAUUCAGCACUCGUCUCACCAUGCUCCAGUUGUCUGGAUGGACCCUAAAGCUGCGGAUGGCUGCUCUCCAGUACAGCAGCUCUGUGUCUGUAGAGCACAGCUUCACUGCCUGGCAGGACCUGGAUGUGUUCCACAGCAGAGUCAGCUCCAUGGCCUACAUUGGCCAUGGCACCUACUCCACCUACGCCAUCACCAACGCCACACAGCUCUUCACCCAGGAGACCAAGGAGGACAGCGUCAGGGUGGCGGUGCUCAUGACCGACGGUGCCGAUCAUCCGAGGAACCCUGAUGUGAUCGGAGCAGCGGCGGAUGCUAAGGGUAGUGGCGUGAAGCUCAUUGCUAUAGGGUUGUCGGACCUGGCCCGCCAGAGCCAGAACAGUGCCAAACUCCGGGCUAUCGCCAGCACACCGGCCAAGCAAUUCGUCCACAGUCUCACUGACCCCCAGCUAGAGGAGAAGUUACUGAAAGAGUUGGGUGCAAUAGCGCUUGAGGCGUGUCCACGGGCUGAAGUGUGUUUGUGUGAAAGAGGGGAGAGAGGCUCUCCUGGAAACCCAGGUACAAAAGGAGAUCCAGGAUAUGAAGGACCAUCUGGUCCAAAAGGAUCACGGGGAGAACCUGGAGUCGGUGGCCGACCAGGAAGUGACGGUCUUGAGGGCAGUCCUGGUUAUAAAGGUGACAAGGGGGAGAUAGGAGACUGUGGCACCCCUGGGGGAAAAGGAGAUGAAGGCCCUGGAGGACCUCCUGGCCCACGGGGACCUAGAGGAGACCAGGGUGUUAAUGGACCACCCGGGGACCAGGGUCCGGAGGGCCAAACAGGACCUAAAGGGGACCAAGGAACCACCGGUGCAUCUGGACCAGCAGGUGACAUUGGCAUUGGGUUCCCAGGUCCAAAGGGGGCCAAAGGAAUUCAGGGAAGACCAGGAACCCUUGGUCCCAUUGGCAUUGGAGAGCCAGGACAGCCAGGACCCCCAGGACUUGCUGGAGCACAGGGUAACCAGGGAGCUGUUGGGGAGGGGCUCCCUGGCUCAAAGGGGGAUCGAGGCCACGAGGGCCCCAGAGGUGAGCGUGGUCUCACUGGUGUUGGGGUCAAAGGUGAUAAGGGAAAUCCUGGACAGCUUGGAUCACAAGGACCGGUGGGAAUGCCAGGGGCAGGAAUUCAAGGAGAAAAGGGGAACCAAGGGCCAGUUGGCCCUCCAGGCCCCAGAGGGAAUCCAGGUGUGGGACUUAUGGGCCAAAAGGGAAGCCAAGGCUUCUCAGGUGAGCCUGGAAUCCCAGGGGAGAGCGGUGUUGGGGAGCCAGGACCUAAAGGAGACCCAGGAUCGGAGGGGUUACCUGGUAUUCCGGGCCUCUCUGGAGAGGAUGGAGACAUAGGACAGAAGGGUGACAUUGGGUUACAUGGGCCCAGGGGACGUGAUGGGGCACCCGGAAAAGGUGUCCCUGGAGAAAAGGGGGACCGAGGGGAGCGGGGCUCCAGGGGCCAGCUUGGGGCAGUAGGGCCUGUGGGGCCAAUGGGGGCCAAGGGUGAACCCGGAAGUGCUGGACGAGCAGGUACAAACGGACCACCUGGGCGGGGGUUACCCGGUAUCAAGGGGGACCCUGGUGCAGUAGGCCCACCCGGACAUGUUGGUGAACCAGGAAUAGGAAUCACUGGACCGAAGGGUGAGAGAGGGCUACCAGGGCCCAUUGGUCCACCUGGGCUUGAAGGGGAAGGCUUUCCUGGAACUCCAGGAGCCCCUGGAGUACCAGGAUUGACAGGUGAGAUUGGACCAGAAGGAAAAGGUUUACCUGGUCCUAAGGGAGACCGGGGAACUCCAGGCCCCACAGGACUAGCUGGAGCACCAGGAGUUGGGCUAAUGGGCCCCAAGGGGUCAGCUGGUCAGAUUGGAGCACCGGGUCCCCAGGGACUGCCUGGAGAGGGCAUUCAAGGACCAAAGGGGGAGUCAGGAUUCCAGGGGAUCCCAGGCCCCAGGGGGCCCCCAGGACAAGGUAUUCAAGGGGAUAAGGGAGAAAGGGGGUUUGUGGGUGAACGAGGCAGAAAGGGGGACAGGGGAGAGACUGGAGAGACAGGAACUGCUGGACCUUUGGGCAGACUGGGAGAAAAAGGGGAACCUGGCCUAACAAGGGAGGAGGUCAUCAAACUGGUCAGAUCUAUAUGUGGUUGUGGGGUGAAGUGCCGUGAGAGCCCACUGGAGUUGGUCUUUGUGAUUGACAGCUCAGAGAGUGUGGGCCCUGACAACUUCAACGUGGUUAAGGACUUUGUGAACGCUCUGGUCGACCGUGCCUCCGUGAGCCGGGAGACCACUCGCGUCGGGGUGGUCCUCUACAGCCACAUCGACAUGGUGGUGGUUAGUCUGCACCAGCAAGCCAGCCGGGACCAGGUGAAGAAGGCGGUCCGCACUAUGACCUACCUGGGCGAAGGCACUUUCACGGGCAGCGCCAUCCAUCAGGCCAACCAGGUGUUCCGGGCGGCCAGGCCCGGGGUGAGGAAAGUGGCCAUAGUGAUCACAGAUGGACAGGCGGACGAGAGGGACUCUGUGAGGCUGGAGGAGGCAGUGAAAGAGGCCAAUGGCAGUAACAUUGAGACGUUUGUCAUCGGGGUGGUGAACCAGAGUGAUCCGCUGUACGAGGAGUUUAAGAAAGAGCUCCACCUCAUGGCCUCUGACCCAGACAGGGAACAUGUCUACCUGAUUGAUGACUUCAGGACACUUCCUACCCUUGAGAGCAAGCUGCUGAGUCGGAUCUGUGAGAGUGAUGGCGGGGCCCAAUUCAGCUCCAUCCCUAGCUCCAGAUACUCCCCCGGAACCCCUGGACAAGCCGGGAUUGUCAGGGAAACCCCAGAGAGGACUGAUACUGACACGCCCACUUUCAAUGGAGACUUUAAAAAAACACAUAUGGUGCCAGGUCCACCAGGAGAGUCAGACAGAGUCUUUACCCCACAGGGCCCCCAGUCCGGGGACCAAGAUAACUCAGAGACCUACAGGGUACCAUCCUUUGACAGGGAACCCUUCAAGCGCCUACCAGAGUUCCUUCUUCCGUCAGAGAUGAAGAACCCCUCCCACAGUGUGGUCAUGACGGGCUCCCAGGCCCCAACCCAGAGGCCCCUUACCGUAAAGCUACCCGGGCUCCCCCCAACCUCUCCACCUCUGCCCCAGGAUGCUUUAAUACCGGAUGAGAGAUGUGGACAGACUCUGGACCCCGGGCCUUGCAGGAAUUACUUUGUGAAGUGGUACUAUGACACUACGGCUAAUGCCUGUGCCCAGUUCUGGUUCGGAGGCUGUCAGGGAAACCAAAACCGAUUUGAGUCGGAGAAGAGCUGCAAAAAAACCUGUGUUAAGGUCUAACAUAAACACAGUUGUUGACUUGUUUUGAAUGCUUACAAAUCUACUUGACUGUAUUGAUAAAGACAUGAUACAUUUGGGUCAAAGGUGGGUCAAUUUCAAUAUCAGUGCCUUAUCUCUUCACCAAUACUUUGACAUGGGGAUAGAAAUGGAUAGAACAAAGAGAGUACUAGGUGAUGUUGGGACCAAAUGUUCGAUCACAGUUAUUUUGGAUUCGUAUUCCCUCGUCUUGGAACUGUUGGUGGUAACAUGGCACCAAUUCAAUUUAACUUGAAUUAAAUUGAAUUUAUCCCCUCAGGGGCAAUAAGCUAUUUAUAUAACUUUGUAUAUGUGUGUCUUUGUUUUAACAUAAACUCCCUCAUUUCUUGGAGGUAAAUAACUGUAAGUUGAAUGAGACUUAGGGCUUUUGAAAGAAGUAUACAGUGAGGGAACCAUUCCAUUUAUUCAUGUUCAAGAUGGAGUAAUAAGGGCAGUGCGAACCGUAUUGGUUUCCAAAAACACCGUUGAACACUAAAUGGCAAUGUUACAAACAUGGCAGACGUUCAUAACACUAACCUUUAUCUCGGAUUAACUUUCCUAUAAGUAACUAAUUUGUAUGAAAACUGACUGCUGGAUAUUAUUGUUUAUAACACUGCACAAUUUCAUUAAAGUUAAU
Molecule: messenger RNA, 4741 nt
Organism: Oncorhynchus tshawytscha (Chinook salmon)
Lineage: Eukaryota; Metazoa; Chordata; Actinopteri; Salmoniformes; Salmonidae
Product: collagen alpha-1(XXVIII) chain-like
Exons: 36
Coding region: 526-4089 (1187 amino acids)
Molecular function (GO): serine-type endopeptidase inhibitor activity
Source: RefSeq, a predicted model, not a curated record